This is a messenger RNA of Panicum virgatum (switchgrass), 1138 nucleotides long. RefSeq lists its product as uncharacterized. NCBI's taxonomy places the organism in Eukaryota, Viridiplantae, Streptophyta, Magnoliopsida, Poales, Poaceae. The transcript has 4 exons. The record is from RefSeq and is a predicted model, not a curated record. The coding region runs from base 370 to 891 and encodes 173 amino acids.
GGGUCUUGGGGGUGCUGGCCCUGGCGUGUCAGAGCCGGCCACCGAUCCCCGGCCGACGGUGGUGUCGUCUCCCCCGGUUGUGCCAUCGGUGGAUGCUGGUGCAGCUGCGGAGGAGGCAGCUGCGGGGAUGUACCAGCCUUCGAGGAGUCAGCAAUCUCCAAAGAGGGCGACGACCUUCUUCAGCUGGAAGGUCCAGAAAUUCAUGCAGAUGAGACGGCAGGUCCAGAUCCUCAACAUCCAGCAUCCGAGGAAGAGGAGGCUGCAGAUGCUGCUGCUGAAGAGGAAGUGAUUCCUCUGUCGACGGGAGGGGAUUCGUCCUCAGCUAUUUCUGCACAAGGUCUCCCGUUGACAGGGGACAAAAUAAAGUUAAUGCAGCAGAAUAUGGUUGAAUGCCAAAAAUUUUUGACUGAACUUGAGCAUUACGAAGCUGCAAAGUCCCAGGAGCUGGAGAAGUUCAAGGCUGAGCAGAACCAAGAGAACAAGCUCCUUAAGGAACAAAUAGCCAAGCUUGCAGAGGACAAGAAAGCUCUCGAGGAGAGAAACAAGUCGCUGCAGGAAAGAAACAAGUCAAUCUCGAAGAAACAUAAAGAUGAUCUGGAGAAAUUCGGCAAGAUGCUGAAGGAUGCUGACAAGCAGUUCGUCGAAGUUGCAAUGCAGAUCAAGAAGCUGGCCGAAGAGAAGGAACUUCGGGAGAAAGAGCUCGACGAGCUGAAGGCUACUGCUCAGGCCAUUAUUGAUAUGGUAGAUCCACCCGAGGAGGAAGCUGCACAAGGCAAGAUUCUGUUGGAGCGUCUGCAAGGAGCUCCGCAGAAGAUCGUCAAGUACCUCUCGGACACCAGUCGGCAGUACGUUUCUCAUGUACUCGGGUUAGUGAAAUCCUAUUGGCCGUAGGCAAACUUGACCCCGCUAGGCGAAGGUAUGUUAGUAGAGUGUAUCGAGAAGAGAUUCGCCAAUUUUGUGGCGGGGGCAAGGCAGGUAGCUAAUAAGAUAGUGGAUAUCUUAGAGUAGGAGCCUGUUGCAGAGCCAUAGUCAGCCUGUAAUACAAUAUUUGUGUAUGCCUUGAUGUAAAACUGAUCUGUGUAAUGUACUCAUGAAAACAUGAUGUUUGCGAUGUGAUAUUCAGUUUAUGUUUGUCGUA